CGCUGUGCUACCUGCAGGUGAUGUUCUAGUCGCUGGUACUGGUAUCUGGAGCGGUGCAUUCGAUUUGUAGGCAAAAUGAACAACUUUGUGUUUGUUGCGCUUUUAGCUAUAUUUGUGUAUAUUAUGCUCACCAAAUCUUCAUUCGAGAUAGAGUCUGGGAUUUUCAUUUAUCAGAAGCCAUCCACUGUGUAUAAGGCGAUAUCUAGCAUGGAUAUCAUCGAGAGAUUCCAGCCGUAUGUAGUAUCAACUAAAAAGAUAGGCAGUGAGAAGUCUGCAGAUGGUAUAAUCACAGAGUUCCACACAAUAGAAGAGCAUGUUCCCACAGUCUUCAACUUCACUCUCCCAGUGAUCUUUGAUACCAAAAUGGAAUUUACAAAACCUGACAGCAUUCUUAAUUUCCAUUACUCAGUCUGGUAUGGCACUGUAGUGGGUCAUGUGACAUGGGGUGUGGAGCCCAGGUCAGGGCAUCGUGGGCCAGGAGCUUAUCUCAGUUACCAUGCACGCAUCUCAUCUCCCUGGGUGACAAAAUCAUUCACAGAAGCAAGUGCCAAGGAAGCCCAAAACACAAUAUUGACUCGUAUGCGUAUUGCAAUGGAGAAAUUAUAGUAGUGAAUGGUGUUUUAGAGUGCAGUAAAGUACUGCACCAAUAAAAUUGCCCUUCAAAUAUAGGUCAAAUAAUUGGCUAUGUGGAACUGGGGACACUUCCUUUAGACGUACAGUAUGUCUUCCAGGUCAGAUUUCACCUCUAUUGGGUCCUAAGAGAUUUUGAUAUCAGGCAGAUCAUGGACCUACUGAGCAGAUUCACUAACACUUCAGUUUAUGGUUGCAAAUUUCCCAGGAAUCCUUGAAAAUCUCCUAUUGAAAUAAACAUAAUUUUAAACUGUUGGGAAUGUUAAAAAAUUUGAAAUUUUCUGAUACAAGAAUGCAGUCAGGAGUUACUUGAUUGUGCUUUAUCAGCAAGUUUCAAGCCAAAUAUUAUCAAAAAAAGUCAUCAAGGUCGUAUUUUAAUGAUUCCGUGUGAAAGUUGAUUUACAGUGGAAGUACACUACUAGUAUAGGACACUACAUAUAGUUUGCACUACUUUAUAUUAUGGGAUAUUGAUGCCUGAUAAGAUGCUCUUAGUAAUAGUUUGAUUUUCAGCAAUAUAAAAGAGGCCAAAUUCACAAAGAUGGUUUAAAUUGUACUAUGUUACAAAAUUGUAACUUUAUUGCAGACUUUCUGUACCUAAUUAUAAUUUAUCAUUGCAUUUGAUUGCAUUCACUGGAAUAGUCGAGUAAGCAUGCUUUUGACAAAGCCAGAUAAAUUCAUGUCUGAAUCAAGAGUGAUAAUACACGGAUCUGCAUUGAAACCAUCAUUGAGAAUUUGGCCAAUGGGGUUUUCACAAACUUAUUCGUAGUAUAAGCUGUAUGCCUUUCUUAAUCAUUAUGUCACCCAGACUAACAGAAAUAAAUUAGUAUAAAUAUGUUUUCUAGAAAGGUUUAUUAGUAGAAAGUUGAACCUUAAGUUUGAGCAUCAUUAUAUGUCGUCUGCUUUACUUUAUGAAAUAUUAGGCAUGUCAUCAAUUUGUCAUUUUGAGAGUAAAAAGGUGAUUUGAUGAGUAGUCCAUUGAGUCUGGGUUUUCUAAACUCUUUAUAUGGUAUUCUAAUAUUCUAUUAAUGGUAAAUGGAACACCUCUUAUUGCCUAUAUUAAAAGCCCUUAACAAGAAAAUUAACAAUUCUAUGAUGACUUUUUCUUAAAUUCAUUUGAAUUGAAGUGAAUAUAACUCCAGAACUGCAAAAUCAGUUUUGGGGGUCUGUCGCUACAUCAUCCCAUACACCAUGCUCUUAUUCUCAAAGUUUUUGCACAUUGCGUUACUGACCGACAGAAUAGUUGGACCAUGGACCCUACUAAGAAGGGUCCGUGGUCAAAGCAAGGAAGUUGUCAAGUCUUACACCUUUUCAGACGACAUCGACAAGUUGAUGGGUGAACAAAAUAUGAUGCAUGCAGUACUACAUUGUAUUAUUAUUAUGUGUGUUUUUUUUUUCAUUCCUGAUCGCUGGAAUAACACUUAGCAUUUUAGUUAAUUUUAUAUGAAAACGAUGGUGUACAUUUCAUUGAUUCCAGAAUUGUGAAGAAAAUAUACAUAUUAAUUUUUCUAAUAUAUUACAAUAAUAAUAAUUGUACAUAAUUAUAUGAUCUGAAAAUAUACCGCGCAUGUUAAGCCAAUAAUUGUUCAGUAUUUCUAUAGGACAGUAUCAUUGCUUUAUGCUAUACAUAAUCAUUAAGAUUGGGGCCUAUUCAUUACAUUUUUAAUAUUUGCAUUUUAAUCAUUUUGAUAAACAAUGAUUGUGAUUAUUAGCUGAAAUAAAUUUCCAGUGUGCAAUUUUUACAAAGAA
This is a messenger RNA of Lytechinus variegatus (green sea urchin), 2376 nucleotides long. RefSeq lists its product as uncharacterized. Lineage: Eukaryota; Metazoa; Echinodermata; Echinoidea; Temnopleuroida; Toxopneustidae. The transcript has 3 exons. The record is from RefSeq and is a predicted model, not a curated record. Bases 76 to 606 code for a protein of 176 amino acids.